Paramecium primaurelia is the source of this 548-nucleotide messenger RNA. NCBI's taxonomy places the organism in Eukaryota, Ciliophora, Oligohymenophorea, Peniculida, Parameciidae. The record is from the annotation of a GenBank genome assembly.
AAAAAAUUAACGAUCAAAUCAAUGGAAAAUGAAAGUUACUUCAAGACUGUUACUUCUAUAUAAUCCAAUCGUUCAGAAUACUAAUUAAGCAAACCUAUUAAAUCUUAGGAUAGAUCCAUGAAGGAAUCUGAUCUUGCAUUGUACUAAGCUGCAAGAGAGAAAUGUGCUAAUAAAUAAACUGAAAAAUUAUCUACUCCUCUAUUUUAAGUCACUACAUUAAUUACUAAUGCUGCUCCUCUCCAUAAACCUACUGUAAGGACUACUCAAUAUAGCAAUUAACCAACUAGUGUUUUUGAUGUAUCUACAUUUAUAAUAUUUUAUAGUUUACUGAUAAUCGUAAAGAAUAAGCUUUUAAACCUCACUGUAUAAAAGUUACUGAACCAGGAAAUAACUCAGAUUUAGUUUAUAAGUAAUAAUUAAAAACUUCCAAUCUUCCAAAUAGAGAAAACUUAUAUCGUAAUCCAAUUACAAAUGGUGAUCCAAAAAGUGAAUAUAAUAGAAGUACCAAAACUCCAUUCCCAAAAAAUCAAAUUAAUUUUGUUGGAUGA